CUUAGCCCAAAGCUAAAACCCUAAACCCUGUAAAAGUUAAGAACAAAAACCAUCAGUUUUUCUGCCCGCAUUGUCCGCCGCCGUAGAAUCCGAAAUGUCUAACCAGAGGCUCCCGACGGUGAAGAUUCGGGAAUCGAAACCCUUUCAAUGCAAGUUCGAGUUGCGCGGCACCGACGCGAGCGUGGCCAACGCCCUGCGUCGCGUGAUGAUCGCGGAGGUCCCGACGAUCGCUAUCGAUCUGGUCGAGAUCGAGGUCAACUCCUCCGUCCUCCACGACGAGUUCAUCGCCCACCGCCUCGGCCUGAUCCCGCUCACCAGCGACCGGGCCAUGACCAUGCGCUCCCCACGCGACUGCGACGCCUGCGACGGCGACGGCGCCUGUGACUACUGCUCCGUCGAGAUCUUCCUCCGCGCCGCCAACCGCACCGGUGACCGCCACAUCCUAGACGUCACCAGCCGGGAUCUCAUCAGCCCCGACCCCUCCGUCCAGCCCGUCGACUUUUCCCCCGAACUCGAUAAUCAGCAGGAGGACAAAGGAAUCACAAUCGUCAAACUCCGGCCGGGCCAGGAGCUCCGCCUUAGAGCAAUAGCCCGGAAAGGAACCGGCAAGGACCACGCCAAAUGGUCACCGGCGGCAACGGUUACGUUCGUUCAGGAACCCGAAAUCCACAUCAAUGAAGAAAUGAUGGAGAAAUUAUCUCUUGAGGAGAAGAAAGAACUGGCUAAAAGCUGCCCUACUAGAACCUUUGGUGUUGAUGAGGAUACCGGACGGUUUCUUGUGGUUGAUCCGGAAGCAUAUAAUUAUGACGAUGGGGUGCUCAAGAAAUGCGAAGACUGGGAUUUGCCCGGGCUUAUCGAGAUUCGGCCCAAGCUGGAUAGUUUCAUCUUCACCGUUGAAACUACGGGCGCCAUCAAACCUCAUCAGCUGGUUCUUAAUGCUUUGGAUAUUCUGAAGCAGAAACUGGAUGAUCUCCGGUUGCCGCAGCGGGCGGAUACUACUACUGUACUAGGAGUUAGGAGCUGA
This is a messenger RNA of Oldenlandia corymbosa var. corymbosa, 1024 nucleotides long. Lineage: Eukaryota; Viridiplantae; Streptophyta; Magnoliopsida; Gentianales; Rubiaceae. The record is from the annotation of a GenBank genome assembly.